CUAACAUGACUAAAACAUUUUCAGAAGUACCGAUACAAAUAAAAUAACGUGUGCAGGGCUACCGAAGAACCCAUGAGGACAACGGUCAUUACUUUGGAAUCGAGUACUGUCGCCAAUCCCAGGACUUGAGAAGGUAAGACGCAGGGUGAGCAUCAAUGGGAGUACACCGACGGGGGAGGGGAGGGAAGGGAAAUGAAAAGAUCAGAGAAGAUUAAUUACCACAUUAUUUGUGAAAGGGGAGGAGAUGGUGGCUUGGGCCGAUGGGCGAGGACCCCUCGCAAGGGAGUGGAAAAGGUUCUUUUCGCAGUUAGAAGGGACAGGGGAGUGGGAGGAGGGGCAACGAGCAACAGGAACCUUCCCGAGGUGGAAGGGGUGCGUCACGAACGUAGCCACCUCUGGAAAGAGAAAAUCUGCCCUCAGGACGACCUCAGUAAGCAAUGGUGAAGGAAGGGGGAGUGACCUUCCUAGGUGUGACGGAGGAAAUACAGGAUCACUUCCCAAAGAACGGAGGGAGACGACGUUCCCAUGCCGCCCUGCUCUCAUCAGCCGUUGGCCUGCCAUCUCCUUGAGUCCUAACACCAUGCCUUCAAUUAAGUUGCAGAGUUCUGAUGGAGAGAUAUUUGAAGUUGAUGUUGAAAUCGCGAAACAAUCUGUGACUAUUAAGACCAUGUUGGAAGAUUUGGGAAUGGAUGAUGAAGGAGAUGUUGAUCCACUCCCCUUGCCAAAAGUUCAUGCAGCAGUAUUAAAAAAAGUCAUUCAGUGGUGCACCCACCACAAGUAUGAUCCUCCUUCUCCUGAGGAUGAUGAGAACAAAGAAAAGUGAACAGAGGAUAUCCCUGUUUGGGUUCAAGAAUUCCUGAAAGUUGACCAAGGAACACUUUUUAAGCUUACAUUGGCAGCAAACUACUUAGACAUCAAAGAUUUGCUUGAUGUUACCUGCAACACUGUUGCCAAUAUGAUCAAGGGGGAAACUCCUGAGGAGAUUCGAAAGACAUUCAAUAUCAAAAAUGAUUUUACUGAAGAAGAGGAAAUCCAGGUACACAAAGAGAAUGAGUGGUGUGAGAAGUGAAAUUUUGUGUCUGAUGCUGUAACACUGUAAGGAUUGUUUC
Kogia breviceps (pygmy sperm whale) is the source of this 1109-nucleotide messenger RNA. Lineage: Eukaryota; Metazoa; Chordata; Mammalia; Artiodactyla; Physeteridae. The record is from RefSeq and is a predicted model, not a curated record.